This is a messenger RNA of Saccoglossus kowalevskii, 878 nucleotides long. RefSeq lists its product as uncharacterized. The record is from RefSeq and is a predicted model, not a curated record. Lineage: Eukaryota; Metazoa; Hemichordata; Enteropneusta; Harrimaniidae.
AACAGGUACAUCACAGUGGCAAUAACAAGCUCGCAGCAUUCUUCUAAAGAAGGCACUGAUCUAUCACAAUGAAAGAGGCGUACAAAGUCGUAGUGUUGACCUUUGUGUUUUCUAUGUCGCUGGAUACAGCACGUGGGGACUGCUACGUUUGCACGUACAGUAGUUAUAUCACCGAUGUAUACAACUGUCUCAAUCCAGGUGCAUCGACUAUAACCGCCACCGGAUGUACCGAUUGUAUGUCCGUGUUUACUAAGGUGAAUGGUGUUGUGACGACUAUCUCACGCACUUGCAGCACAGGCAUUGCUUGCAUUGAAGACAUAACGUUUGCAGGAACUGGAGUUGUCACAAAUUGCUGUGCUGGUGAUCUGUGUAACAAUGGGGCGACACCGUCAUUAACAUCUUCCAAUACAGACUCUACCAGUUGUUACAUAUGCAGUUAUUCCAGUUUGCUAAGCGAUGAUGUGUCUAGCUGUAAGAACCCGGAUGUAUCGACUGCUACCAUCACCGGUUGCGAAAGUUGCAUGUCUGUAUAUAUUACAAUGGACGGUGAUGUGACAUCUAUCGUACGUUCGUGUGUAAAUAGUGCGGUGUGUACUCAAGUCGAAGAGCUGCUGGAAGGAGGAACUACUGUAACAAAUUGCUGCACUGAUGAAUUGUGCAACAGCGGAGCGACGCCCUCAUUGACUCCAAGCAGCAACAACUUGAUCAGUCAUUACUCGAGUGCUGUCCAAGUCCGGUCGGUGCUCGCAUCCAUGGUGAUGUCAUCAACAGUCGCCAUCUUGUAUGCAUUGUAGAUUUCACACUUUAUACGUGAACACACCUUUUUUUCCAGUGAUUAACUGAUUGUAGUUGAUAUCUUUUCAUAAAUACGAAACCUG